Messenger RNA from Gadus morhua (Atlantic cod), 1398 nucleotides. RefSeq names its product methyltransferase 23, arginine (gene mettl23). The transcript is spliced from 5 exons. Gene Ontology annotation, cellular component: nucleus; cytoplasm. Lineage: Eukaryota; Metazoa; Chordata; Actinopteri; Gadiformes; Gadidae. The record is from RefSeq and is a predicted model, not a curated record. The coding region runs from base 103 to 789 and encodes 228 amino acids.
CACUUCUUGUUCUUUUGUUCAAUGAAAUCGGACUCGGAACAAGCGUGGUCGAAUUUUGGGAUGUAUAGCAUUGAGUACCUAUUGAAGUUCUACUAAACCCAAAUGGACGAACGUAUAACCUCAGAUCUCGACAUAGUUCUGAAAUCAUUCACUUUUGAAGAAAGUGAGGGUACACAGGAAUCACUGACUGUCACCAUACCCGAGGUUCUUGACCCCCAGUAUGGCAUGUACGUGUGGCCGUCGGCGGUCAUUCUCGCCCAGUAUACAUGGACGCACCGUAGUCAGCUUGCGGACAAGACCCUCCUGGAGCUUGGGGCCGGUGUGUCUCUCCCGGGGGUGGUGGCAGCCAAAUGUGGCGCCAGGGUUAUCCUGUCCGACAGUGCCCGGUUGCCCCUCUGCCUGGAAAACUGCAGGAGAAGCUGUGCUGCCAACGGGCUGGACGGGGUACACGUUAUGGGGCUGACUUGGGGGGAAAUUUCCCCAGCUCUAGUGUUCCUUCCUGCGCUAGACAUCAUCCUAGGAUCCGACGUUUUCUAUGAACCAGAAGAUUUCGAGGACGUCAUUGUGAGCGUCGCUUUUCUUCUGAAGAAAAGCCCCAAGGCAGAGUUUUGGACCACGUAUCAAGAGAGGAGCGCUGACUGGUCCAUAGAAGCGCUGCUGCACAAGUGGAAGCUUCAAUGCGUUAGUGUCCCGCUACUUAGCUUUAAUGCUAAUCGGACUCAACUAGCUGGCUCUACACUUCCUGGCCGACAUACGGUUCAAAUGCUAAUUAUUAAACUGGACGCCUAGCAUCUAUCCUGGUCAAGUAUUGCUAUGGAGUCUUUCCUUGAAGACUUGCUUGAGAAAUAUACAGGGAUUUAUUUGAUUGGUUCAUUAUUGUUGUAUUACAUUGAGUUUUAUUGUUAGCCUCCUGCAUUUCACAAUGUAAUGCACUUGCACGAUUGUCAAUAAAGCAACUUCCGAGAAAAAAAACACUUGAGUCCAUUUUAGACAAAUCACCAAAUCUUUAUUUUCAUUCACAGCGGAAUAGGUACACCACAUUCAGAGAGGGAUGCAUCAUGGGCAUGUAGCUUUAGCGUGAUUAAAAGAAAUGAAAGCAAACUUCAAUCCAGGUUACCUUUCAGGAUAGACUGGACAAGCAGCAGUCACCCCUUGGUAGUCACAGGAGAAUACUGGACACAACGCCACUUAACAGCUAACCCGCAAUACUCAACCGCUACACAACUGCAGCCUAGUGCACAAAAAAUACAGGGAAGAAGAUUAGAAACCAAAGAAAAAAAAGUCGACUACUGCCAGAUCCUGUAAAAAUACAAUAUACCUUAAAAUCUGUGGUGGACUUCAAAAUUGUGGAUUUAAACUGACUUAAAAAAACAUGUCAAAGAAAAUAGAAAAAAAAAA